This is a messenger RNA of Exaiptasia diaphana, 3584 nucleotides long. RefSeq lists its product as uncharacterized. The coding region runs from base 1546 to 2742 and encodes 398 amino acids. NCBI's taxonomy places the organism in Eukaryota, Metazoa, Cnidaria, Anthozoa, Actiniaria, Aiptasiidae. The transcript is spliced from 9 exons. The record is from RefSeq and is a predicted model, not a curated record.
CCGAAUUAGCAAUAUUAAUUGCGCUAUCUAAUAAUCGUAUUAGGCUAAAAGAAGGAUUAUCGGUUUUAUUACCCUUGUAUUUUAUCUAAGGGUGGUAAAACUUCCUAACGCGAUUUAGCAUACAGCUACAACACGCGUGCGUAUACAUGCACUGCAUUUAUUUUUAAAUAAGAAAUGUUCACCCAGGAGCUAGUUAUCUGUAUGGAAGACGAUUUGUUUACCUUAAUUUAAAGCUCAUUAACAGGCUAUUGUACUAACACUUGCUUUGGCUGCAUAUUCCUCAUAUAUUUAACAUGAAAUAUGUAUCAAAACUUUCCAAUAUCUGUUAGAAACAUAGUGAAUGAACUCUGCUUUGUUUUCAGAUAAUUUAAAUAUCUUUUGUUAUCUUUUAUAGCACCUCCAUGCAUCUCUUGUUCUUUUCUCUAAAACAUCACUUGCCUUGCUUUCAUCGUCUGUUUCUCGUACCGUGCCUAAAUUGGCAUUUAUUCGUUGAUAUAUGUGAACAGAGAUCGUGUUUCUCGAUCUACAUCAAUUUGAGUUAUUCCAGAGGKGUCCUGGGGGUCAUAUUCUCCAUCAACAAGUUUCCUUCCCUCCAAUUAACAUACAAAUUACCCAGACGCUUUUUGGUUCUUUGGAGUGAAAAGYCUUCAUAAGUKUUAAGUCAGASAGCUAGUCUUCUUACCAACCACUUCAGUGAACACGUCGCACUUCAGAAGAUACAUGUCUAUAUGCUUAGGUCGAACAUCUUGUACACAUCUCCCUAGAGUAUAACAUGGAUAGGGUAGCUAUUUGAUCAAUGUUCAACCACUCAGAGUUUAACAUAAUUAUAUAGCUUAUAUAUAGUUGAAUUAUAGCGCAUGUUCAGAUUUGGGAAACCAAACACAACCAAAACGUCUAUCAUUGACCUCUACUUGUGCAACAAGAUUCCCUUGCAGCUCAAUUAAAGGAGACUGAAAGAGCGUGAAGUUAAAUGCUAAUGUCAAGGCCAGAUCUGCAGUGUUUCGAUAAAAAGUUUAUAAAGUCUUAAGAGCCAGUCCGUCAUCCACAGUAACCACGUGUAUAAAUAGGCUACUGAAUUUGUAAUGCAAAUUGUGCCAAUUCUUAGCUUGCCAUAAAUAAGUGUUGAAGACCAACUAUACCUAAAACAUCACCAAUAUUGUAUAUAUCAUAUACACGAAAGAAGUCUACUAGCAUCAAGUCUGCACAUUACGUGGAGUUUAUCGAGGGCUUGUUAAAGCWAUGUCAUGCCAGCAGCGUGAGUUCUUGAUAGAGAUCAAACCAAUUUAAAACACAUUAGCGCAAAAGGGUCGUCAAGAAUUUGUCACUGCUUGAGUUGGGAAUGCACUGCUUAAUCCUUCUUGAGUCUCGCUGCAUACAUUGCUAAGGAGACACACUACAGAGCAACGGAAUGGAUGACAUUCUUAAAGCAAGCAAAACGUAAUAGAAAAGAUGUGAAGCGUGAAGCUGUUGUAUUGGCCUAUUAGACCAACGUUUAAGCUCCUGAACUCAAGUAUUUGUGUAAAACAGUUGUCGAUAAGAUCUACAAUGCGGUGGUUGCGAUUUUUUACUUCUUGGACGUUUAUCCUGGGAUGGACAUGGCUUUUUCGUGUUGUGAAUGGUGACCUAGUUAUAAUACGUAAAGUCAACAAAAAAGACAACUACCACAAGGACAGAUUCAACAUACGACGAUCAAAAUGCAUAGACAUUAGGCAAGGGAAUAAGUGUGGAUUUUACGGAGGAUUUGAACGUUCUCCUAAUAAUCCUUGCAAAUGUCACUGUCCUCCUAGAAGAGGGACGAUUAUUAAGAGAAAUAAACGAUGGAGGUGUACAAGUAAUGAAGUCUUCAGGCAACGAGAAGGUUGCGGAAUUUAUUUGUUGUACGAGUCUUCAGACUCUUUUGUAAAAAUCCUGAGUGGCACGAAAUGGCAGUCUUUCCAUGCAGCUACUUCAGGAUGCAACGUGAAGCGAAAAAAAUCAAGUUAUCUAUCCUGCAAUGGCUCUUGGACAAUAGAUCCRUAUAUGGGCAAAUUUGUGGAYUUUUUAAGAAAAGGAUUUGAUCAGGUUGCCAGGGGAUACGCUUACCAAAUACGAAUAAGAAGAAGUCCAAUUUUGGAGGGAAAACUUAUUAAACUACAUUUAAAAUGCUCUMCAUUUGGUGGUAAUCCAUGCCUACUAGUCAAAAUGAAAGGAAAACAAAACUGUUAUAAAAGGAAAAAAUCGAUCAAUCGAAUUCAACUCAGAAAGAACUUCAAAAAGAAUGCUCAUCUUUUCUUGCUGCCAUCGCUGACUUCAACAUCGAAUCCACUAUUUGUCUCAACACAUGAUUUUACAAACUUGACACAAAAAGUUUCUGGUCAACUCGAGAGUAAUCUGACAGAAACGCAGGGAGGUUCAUUAAGAACAGAAGACAUCGAAGUAACGACGACUAUAUUAACAAUAACAGCUGCCUUGCUGGGCCUUAUAGUAUUGGGACUCGCAGUCAAUUUAUUUUGCAGUUCGGCAAGACAAGAAACAUUUAAAGAAAAGCAUAUCUUCCGGCGAAAAAAACAUCAUCGCAUUUUAGGUCCUCACAGACUGCGAACCUCUUCUGACGUCACAUCAUCAUCGCAUUCAAUAUCCCACAAUGUGGAGGUGUCAUCACAAAAAUCUGAAAGAUUUUCCGUUUCUACUUUGUAUGAAACAGACCAUUAUGACUCUAAACAUGCUAUUUCUGCUAAUAUUGCGCAUGGAGGUGUUUCGUGAAAAGACACAAUAACGGAAUUGUAUUUCCGUGACUACAUCGACAAGGCAUCCGGGACUUGMACAUUUCCUAAUAUGGUGAAAUUUCAGCAAAAGUCCUUUGUAGAUAUACUAUAUCAUACUUUGCAAUGAUAUAAAAGGACUGCAAAUGCAGCAAAUAGUUUUAGGAUAUAAACCAACAAUAGACAAUGUGCAGUGAAGCCAUUUUGUGCAGCAAAGCAUAAUGGUAGUUGACGUAGUCCUCGUGGUUUUCAUAGCACCUAAAAUAUCUCCUUAAAAGACAUUUUUAACUUCGAAUUAGACGACACAACUUUUGCCUAUAACCAUCGCAUGUAUCAUGCACACGUCAUCCUUACAACUGGGAGGGCUACAACUGUCGUGGGGCUAUUAAGCAAUCGUUUUAAAUCUCUACAACAUUUGUAGUCUUUACAGUUUCUCUUCAGGAACGUCACAAGUCACAAAUACGUAUAAAAAAACGUUAAAAACAGGUUAGGACCGACGACUAUUUCAGUCGCGGACAUAAAAAAGUGCGAAGACUAUAACUUCCAUCAUGCUUUGCUACACAAAAUGGCGUCACUACACAUUGCCUAUUAAUUAUAUCCUUUAUUCGAUAGCUGAUCACAUGAAUUACCAAAAACAUAUACUCGCGGUUUUAGAGUCGUUUAUUUGGUAGAACGAAUUAUCAUCGAUUUCAUAAGGAUCAGGAACAUUGUUAUAUAUCACAAUACAUAUCAUAAGACACUAAAUAGUGCUAAGGCAACCCUCGAACAAUCAUCGAUUCUAUAUCGAACGAAUAURUAUAUCGUUUGGUAGAAAAUAAUAGGAAAUCAUUCUCCAAAGGAAAA